Molecule: messenger RNA, 493 nt
Organism: Mercurialis annua (annual mercury)
Lineage: Eukaryota; Viridiplantae; Streptophyta; Magnoliopsida; Malpighiales; Euphorbiaceae
Product: late embryogenesis abundant protein 2-like
Exons: 3
Coding region: 94-294 (66 amino acids)
Source: RefSeq, a predicted model, not a curated record
UUGUGGUAUUUUCAUCAGCAACAACAAUAUCAAUUUCAAGUUUAAAUUGUUGAGUAAAAGAGUAAAAUUGUUCAACAAAAAAAAACAAGCAAAAUGGAUUCAUCACAGGAUGCUAGCUUCCAAGCUGGACAGGCCACAGGCCAGACUAAGGAGAAGGGAAACCAGAUGAUGGACAAGGCUAGCAAUACUGCCCAGUCUGCUAAGGAAUCAUGCCAAGAGACUGGUCAGCAAUUAAAGGCUAAGGCACAAGGAAUGGCUGACACUGUUAAGGAGAAAGUUGGAGCAAACAAAUGAAGAUUUUAUUAUUUUUGUUAUGAUUAUUUUGCUUUCGUGCAGUUUUUACUGCCUUUUUUGUUUUUUCCUUUUUCCCCCAAUUUUCAUAAGAUUAAGAGGGAUGAUUGUUGAUUCUUCUUUCUAAUAAAGAAGAAAAGAGAAAAAACUCAGUUUUGAUCAUGUAGUGUUUAAAUAAUUAAAUAAACGUUCUUUAUUUUUA